Molecule: messenger RNA, 672 nt
Organism: Drosophila simulans
Lineage: Eukaryota; Metazoa; Arthropoda; Insecta; Diptera; Drosophilidae
Product: putative OPA3-like protein CG13603
Exons: 4
Coding region: 172-672 (166 amino acids)
Biological process (GO): regulation of lipid metabolic process
Cellular component (GO): mitochondrion
Source: RefSeq, a predicted model, not a curated record
GGACAAGAUUUAAUAACAAACAAAACGAGCGUUUUUUGUAACAGGUGUGACCGGGUUUUAAAUGCCAAAUAUUACCGAUUCAUAAACUAAGCUGCGUAAACAUCUUUCAAGAAUCUUUUAGUUGUUAAAAAGGGAGCUUAGGAAAUUCAGUCGAAACUUGGAAAUUGCACAAUGGUUGUGGGCGUCUUUCCACUGGCAAAACUAGCUUUACUUGCCAUUAAGCACAUUAGCAAGCCCAUUGGCAAUCUGAUCAAGCAAACGGCCAAAAAGAAUAAGUCAUUCAAAACCCUGGUUGUUGCUCCUCCGGCGAGAUUAUACCACGUUAUUGAUGUGCGCUCCAAGAUGUGGAUGCUGGGACUUGGCCAACCUCGUCUAAUUCCGCCCCUCACUGACGCAAUGACUAUCCAAAUGGGUGGCGAUAUCCUGGGCGAAAUGGUCAUCUUCAUUAUCGGCGCCACGCUGAUUGUCGGGGAGUUCAAAAGGCAAGCCAAGAAUGACAGGUUGAAGCACGAAAGACACAAGAUGCAUCGGGAGAAGCUGGAGGAAAGAAUUGGUGACCUCACCAACAAGGUCACCCGCCAGACCAAGGAAAUCAAUCAGCUCAGGAGCAAGCUGGGAAGCAGGGAAACCUAUACGGCAUAUAGCAAUACAGGGGAUUUGGAAUGUAACUGA